AUGCUAAAAGUCUUUCAAUUUACAAGCAUUCUAUUGUUUUGUCAAUCACUAAAAGGAGAGCCACAAUGUCCAAACGGUUCACAAUAUUUUGAGCCACUUGGAUAUUGUUUACAAGCGAUUAAAGAAGCCGCUCCUUGGGGUUACGCAGAAAGCUAUUGUCAAGCUUUUGGAGGACAUCUUGCAUCGAUUCACAAUCUUAUGAUGAAUAGUGUUUUGAAUGGAGUCAAAGAUAGCGCAUUUAAUGGAAGUGGAUGCUACGUGGGCGGACGAAAAGUAAAUGGAAGUUGGACAUGGAGUGAUGGGACAAAGUUCAGCUAUCAGAUAUGGAAUCCAGCCACAACAUGUCCAAAAGGAGCAACAUAUGCAGCCGAAUUAGGCACUUGGUUGACUUCGGCCAAAAGUUUUUACAUUGGCGGGCGAAGGAAUGGUGGAAAUUAUCAAUGGAUGGAUGGAUCUCCUUUUACAUACACUAAAUGGAGUAUAGGAGAACCACGAUUUGAUUGUGUUCUUUUGGUGAAAGAGACUGGCAAUUGGAUCACUACAAAUUGCUCAUCGAGCUAUCAAUUUAUUUGCGAGCUGCCAGCAAUCGUGAAUGGAGGUUGUUCAACGACAGCACUGACAACAACACCGACAACGCAGAGUCCUAUCACAUAUCCACCCCCACCGUCUCUCAUUUGUCCAUCCGAUGAACUUCUUUACACUUGUCAAAGUGAUCCUCAGUACUUUAAUGGUUUUGCAUAUUGGGUU
Messenger RNA from Mesorhabditis belari, 747 nucleotides. The record is from the annotation of a GenBank genome assembly. NCBI's taxonomy places the organism in Eukaryota, Metazoa, Nematoda, Chromadorea, Rhabditida, Rhabditidae.